AUGAUUCAAUCAUCAUUCCUGCCGCGCAAGGACACAGGGCCCGCACCAGACGGGGGCCCAUUGCGAGUAACUCAUGUGAAGGUCGAAGGGAAAACCACCGUGCAGCGCAUAGAGCUGACUUACAGCGACGGCUCUUUGUGGGCUAUGGGCCCGCCUCUGGCUGGCGGCAAGAAGCAAGUGAAGAAUAAGAGGAAGAUGGACGAUGGUGUGAAGAUCAUGGUCUUGAGCGACGACGAGUUCAUCACCGAAGUGAAGCAUGAGCCUUUGCUCCAAUGGUGGUGGGUUGGUGCGGCUCUCGAGCUGCGAACCAACAAAGGUCGUUCACUCCAGGCCCUUGGCACCUGGUCCUCGGGCUUCGAGGCCAACACGGACGUAUUCACUGCCUCGCCGGGCUGCGCCGUGCUUGGACUCCGCCUGCACAACGGACGAUGCCACGGAAUUAUUGAAGGCCCUGCUCCGGAGGUUGAUGAGCUGGAGCUGAAGCUUUGGGCCGUAUAUUGGCUGGCGGAGGGCAGCGCAGAUGACGAGAUCCAGAGCCGAAACUUUGUAGGCCGGGAGUCCGCGUUUAGCUUCGCCGAGCGAGUCGGUGGAGGCCACGAAAUGGCGUGGCAGUGCGGACCCCUGAGGCUUUCCAUCUCCGACCACCCUUGGCUGGACUGCUUCCGGGACCUGCGAGAGCUGCUACAGCCGGCGAGGCUGGCAGCGCUGGAGGCACGCGAGGUCGCAGCACAAAACGAGUCCUACGUGGAGUUUGCGACAGGGGAGCGAUUCGCAGCAGGCAUCGUCCUCGACUUGGUCAAGACGUCGCGGGUCAAGGCCUGGGGACCUCAUGCGCGUCGCAAGAAGUGUGAGGAGCUGGCAGCCGAACAGGGUCAGUUCAACCUCAAACGCUGGCGCGACAUGUCCGUCUCCUUCGCGGAGAUCAUGCACAGAAUACAGUCGGUGAAGCCGACGCUGGCCCGUCUUGUGGCCAUGAUGGACUUGAGACGGCACCUUUUCAGGACGCUGUUCACAGCAGCCAUUGCAGCGGUCAUGAGCACUUGCGACAGCGUCAAGACGGUGCUGUCCGGUGCGGUGUUCACGCUGAUCAAUGCAAGCGAAGAGGAGGUGAAGAAGGACAGCCAGUACCUGCAUGCCAUUUGCUCCUGGACUUUCGGCUGUGGCUCCCGACUAUCCCUGGCCAAGAGUUUGAUCCUUGGCCUGAUGUUGCUUGCAGUCGUGAAAGGCACCGUCCACGUCGUGUCACAACAUGUGGCCAAGGCUUUCAAGGACUCGUACCGCGUGCAGACUCGAACUGAGCUCUUCGAUCACUUGCUUGCCCAAGACUUGGAAGAGUUCGAAAAGCAGACAGCGCGGGUCAUGGCUCAUAAAGCUUCGCCGGUGGUCAUGGACAGCAUGCCGAACAUGGUGACGAACAUGGUUCGCACCGUUACCGAGUUGUUAACGUCGCUUAUCUUCCUUUACUCGAUUUCGCCGCUGAUGACAUUCAUGUACGCAACUGCGGUCCCUGCAUUCCAAGUGGCAGCACAGGCAUACCUUAGGAAGCAAGCAGUGGGCAGCCAAAGACGUGAGCGUGGCCUGGAAAACGUGGCGAAUCGCGUCGUGGGGGAGGCUUGUGAGAUGAUCAAGGUGGUCAAGACGUUCUCGCGCGAGGACUGGCACACAUCACUGCAGCGGCUCUCACUGGAAGAAGCCUCCGGGAUGAAGCUGACGGUCACUCAAGGGGUCGCACAAGUUGCGGCCGAUACCUUACAACAGGCCAUCUACUGCUUUUCUCUCUGGGUGGGCUUAGUUUGGGUCAACGUCGACUCCUCAGCUGCGGAGAUGACGUCCUUCCUGCUGCUCGUGAGCAAACUGGGCCACCAAGUCAACAGCUUCAAGGCCCAGGUCGAGGACUUGUUCAAUCGUUCCGACAACUUGGCCGAGCACUUCGAGUUCUUAGACCAGCAGCCAAAGAUUUUCCCAGGCACUUAUGACGGCCCAGUGAGUGGGGAAGUGAAGUUUGAGGAUGUGUCCUUUGCUUAUCCCACGCGCCCCGAGCAGAAAGUGCUCCAUGAGCUCUCCAUGGAGCUGCAGCCUGGAAAGACCACGGCCCUGGUUGGCGCCUCCGGGUCGGGCAAGAGUACCACAGUGCAGCUCAUCUUCCGGUACUACGAUCCCCUGGCUGGUGCUAUUCUUAUCGAUGGAGUCCCGAUGAAGGACUGGGAUUUGACACACCUUCAUCGGCACAUGGCGCUCGUUGCACAGGAGCCCGUGCUCUUUAACACUUCCGUGCGGCAAAAUCUACUGUAUGGCUUGCCACAGUGCCGCAUCGAUUCGGAUCCCAAGGACUUCGAGGAUCAAGUCAUCGAAGCUGCGAAAGCAGCUUGUGCACACGACUUCAUCAUGGGUUUUCCGGGCGGGUACGACACGAACGUCGGCGAUCGGGGUGGCCAGGUCUCGGGCGGGCAGAAGCAACGCCUCUCGGUCGCCCGUGCCAUCCUCCUGAAGCCAAGGAUCCUUGUGCUGGACGAGGCCACAAGCGCCCUGGACGCCGAAAGCGAGUCCAUCGUCCAAGAGGCCCUCGACCGACUGGUGGCGAGUAGCGGCAGUAGUGUGAUGGUCAUCGCCCAUCGCCUGUCCACCGUUCGCAAUGCGGAUGAAAUCAUCUGCCUGCGAGAAGGCCACGUGGUUGAGCGCGGGUCCUCGAAGGAGCUCAUGGAGCUGAGAGGCUACUACUACACGCUUGUGGAGAAGCAAGCUGUUACCUUGGAUGACAUCGGUGGCGCCAAUGCGGAGAUAGAUCGCUCUUUGAAAUCCAGAAGCAAAGUUAUGGAUUCAGAGGCUAAUGUACAGGAAAGCUCGGCCACGGAGAAAUCGUCCUGA
Molecule: messenger RNA, 2865 nt
Organism: Symbiodinium sp. CCMP2592
Lineage: Eukaryota; Dinophyceae; Suessiales; Symbiodiniaceae
Source: the annotation of a GenBank genome assembly